Messenger RNA from Zeugodacus cucurbitae (melon fly), 1072 nucleotides. Its product is annotated as mpv17-like protein. Gene Ontology annotation, cellular component: membrane; cytoplasm. NCBI's taxonomy places the organism in Eukaryota, Metazoa, Arthropoda, Insecta, Diptera, Tephritidae. The coding region runs from base 240 to 842 and encodes 200 amino acids. The record is from RefSeq and is a predicted model, not a curated record. The transcript has 4 exons.
GUUUGCUGUUAACCAAAUUUUAGUUUACUUCGUGCUCGGCUGCUGGCUUGUUCAACUACAUAAGUUUUUAGUUAGAAAUCAACGCGUGUGAAAUGUGUAGUUGACAAGUAGUUGCAGCUAAAAAUCAAUAUUUUAAAGUGUUAUUUAGUUAUAUAAGCUUUAAGUAGUUGUGUAAUACGAUUUUCUACUACAAUUAAGACGUCCAAACGCCUUGCAUUGUGUUUUAUCCUACGUCAGAUAUGUCCAGAUUUGUGAAUGGUUUGCGUGGUGUCUUCCACCGUCAUCCCUUUCUGGCCAACAGCGCCAUCUAUGGCAGCUUAUAUGUGGCUGCCGAAUAUUCGCAACAAUAUUUGGUGAAACGUUUGCUGCCGGAAACCGAAGCGGAAAAAGAGGAUAUCGAUUAUGCCACAAUAGGUCGGUAUGCUGUAAUGGGUACAACCGUUUUCGCACCAACACUCUAUACAUGGUAUAAAUGGCUGGAUCGCACCUUCCCCGGCACUGCCAAACAGAUAAUCGUUAAGAAGUUGGUGCUGGAUCAAUUUCUGUUAACACCUUAUCUGCUGACUGUCUUCUAUACAGGCAUGUCAUUGAUGGAGCAAGCUGAGGAUCCUUUCAAGGAGUUGCGUGAGAAAUUUGUACCCACAUUUGCACGCUCUUGUAUAUUUUGGCUGCCAGCGCAAACUUUGAAUUUCGUUAUGGUUCCACCGAGAUUUCGCGUGAUCUACAUGGGUGUCUGUGGCUUUAUCUGGGUGAAUAUUCUAUGUUGGAUUAAGCGACAACCCAAUGAGCUGGAGGCUGCGAGUGAGGUUAAACUGAAGAACCAGCAGUCAAUAGAGGCUUAAAAUAAGUAGAUUUUAUAAGCAUUUUUAGAAACGAAUUUUUUAAAUAACUUAGUUAACUAAAUAGGAAAUGCUAUGAGAUUUGAGUUUAUAUUUUAUUGUAAUGAGAGGCUUUUGAAAGAGCUUCUUUAGAAAAACAUUUUCAGGGUAUUUAAAUAAGAAAUAUUGAGCGGAGGCUUAUACAAAUAUGUAAAGUAUAUAUAUAAAUAAAUAAAUCGAUAAAUAUCGACAAA